AACGGAUCGAUAAGUAGUACUGCUGUCGAUCUGUGCAAAAUAUGAGCGUUUGCAUCUUCCCUGUUUCCAACGGUAAGAGAAAGCAAAAAAAGAAGAGGAAGAGGGUAGGUAGACACAUGGCAUCGGAGAAUGGGCUGCUCGUAGUUGAUCUGUCGCCUUUCUUCGCGGCAGACGGCGACGCGGGCGCAGCAGCCGCGCGAGCCCUGGCCAUGGAAGCCGUGAUAGAGGCGUGCCAGACUUACGGGUUCUUCCGGGUCGUCAACCACGGCGUGCCGCGGGAGCUGCUGUCGCGCUCGCUGGAGCUGUCGGCCGCCUUCUUCGCUCUCCCGGACGAGGAGAAGGCCAAGGUCCGGCCACUUCCGGCGGAGGCCACGCCUCUCCCGGCUGGGUACCACAGGCUGCCCUCGCACUCGCCCGACAAGAACGAGUACCUUCUCACUCUCCAGCCGCAUCUCGGCCACAACCUGUACCCAACCGACCCACCCGAGUUCAGGCAGGCGCUGGAGGAGUGCCACGCGAAGCUCGCCCAGCUCGGCCUUCUCAUCCAGGAGGUACUUACUGAGGGCAUGGGCCUCCCUCCGGGAUUCCUCCGGGGGUACACCGGCGGCGACAGGAGCUUCCACUUCCUCCUAGCCCUGCACUUCUUCCCGGCGCCGACGGAGGCAGCAGGGUCGACGAGCGGGCUCAGCAAGCACGAGGACGGCCAGGCCCUCACCUUGCUCUUCCAGGACAACGUCGGCGGCCUCGAGGUCCUCAAGGACGGCCAGUGGCUCCCCGCCGAGCCCGACGACGGCACCAUCAUCGUCAACAUCGGCGACGUCCUCCAGGUGCUCACCAACAAGAAGCUCAAGAGCGCCACGCACCGGGUGGUGAGCAGGCCCGGACGCCACAGGCAUUCCUUCGCCUACUUCGUCAACGUCGACUCCGACAAAUGGAUCCAGCCGCUACCCGAGUUCACCGACAAGCUCGGCGAGCCGCCGCGCUACAGAGGGUUCCGUUUCGGCGAGUAUCAGCGGCUGCGGCUGAGAAACAAGACACACCCGCCUGCCACGCCUGACGAGUUCUACAACAUCAAUCAUUACGCCGUCUAGCAGCUUUCAUUUAUUUCGGCUGUCCCAUUUUCACCUAUCGAAUUCAGCCCCAAAUAAAUGAUGAGGCUUGCUCCCGUACAACCCCCCUCCUAAACUCAGUUUGGGCUUUCGGGUAAUUAGAAAAUUAAUUAAUUCAUUCAUCGUGAGCCCUUCUAAGCCCAUACAUAAACCCGGUAUUUCUACGUCUCCCGUCGCGCACAGCAGGUCAUCUGCCGCGAACGCCAGCAGCCCGUUGAAGUGCACCAGCUUGCUGCCCGCUUCUCCACCGCCUGACUCCACCUCUGACGUCCCUGGCUUCUCGCCCCGCAGCCGCCGCCACAUGAGUCUUAAGAAUACAUGUCGUCCACUGCUUCAUGCUCUGUGCUGGAGUGAUGCUACCGCUCGACCUCCUCUUCCUUAUACAAUAACAGAGCAUGAGGUAGCAGAGAGGGACAACAGGUUGCCAAACAUGAUCCCUGCUCAUGCCGUUGCCG
This is a messenger RNA of Lolium perenne, 1564 nucleotides long. RefSeq names its product 1-aminocyclopropane-1-carboxylate oxidase-like. NCBI's taxonomy places the organism in Eukaryota, Viridiplantae, Streptophyta, Magnoliopsida, Poales, Poaceae. The record is from RefSeq and is a predicted model, not a curated record.